This is a messenger RNA of Penicillium griseofulvum, 882 nucleotides long. RefSeq names its product cytochrome b5 reductase family protein. The transcript is spliced from 3 exons. Lineage: Eukaryota; Fungi; Ascomycota; Eurotiomycetes; Eurotiales; Aspergillaceae. Gene Ontology annotation, biological process: ergosterol biosynthetic process. The record is from RefSeq and is a predicted model, not a curated record. The coding region runs from base 1 to 882 and encodes 293 amino acids. Gene Ontology annotation, molecular function: cytochrome-b5 reductase activity, acting on NAD(P)H.
AUGUUCACAACUCGUUUCACCCAAUCCAUAACAGCAAAGUCCGCUGCUGCCGUCACUUUACUAGGCAUUGGAGGUUAUUGCGCCCAAACCCGUCUCAUAUCAACCGCCCAUGCAGAGUCAAAGGAGACAUACAAAGUGUUCUCGGGAUUUGGAUUCACCACCUUACGCCUACAAAGCAUAAAAGAUUUCAACCACAACACGAAACGACUCGUCUUCGAGUUUCCAGACCAAAACGCCACAAGCGGAUUGUCAUUAACUUCCGCACUCCUUACCAUCUCCCGACCCGAAGGACGCUGGCUCCCCGUACUACGUCCAUAUACACCCAUCAGCGAUCUAGACCAAAAAGGCCAAAUCGAGCUCAUGGUCAAGAAAUACCCAAAUGGCAAAGCGAGCACUCACAUCCACUCCCUCGUACCAGGGGAUACCCUCACAUUUGCAGCGGCAAUUCAAGGACACGCCUGGACACCGAACCAAUCCUCACAGGUCUACCUCAUCGCAGGCGGAGCUGGUAUUACACCGAUCUACCAGCUGGCACAGGGUAUUCUCAAUAAUCCAGCGGACCAAACUAAAAUCAAGCUUGUCUUCGGCGUCAAUACCGAGCAGGAUUUGCUACUACGAGAAGAGCUGGAGGGAUUUAAGACACGGUUCCCCGAUCGUUUUGACUAUCUGUACACAGUUAGUCACCCGGAGGGACAGAGUGAUGGAUUCAGGAAGGGAUAUGUUACCGAGGAGUUGUUGCGGGAUGUUGUGAAGGCUGAUGAAGAUGCGAAGGUCUUUGUUUGUGGGCCUCCUGCUAUGGAAGAUUCGUUGGUUGGAUCGAAAUUCCAGAGCGGGAUUUUGGCUAAACUUGGGUUUGAGAAGGGGCAGAUUGUGAAGUUUUAG